AUGAGCUCCGGUUCAAAACAAAGAGUACCAUCGUAUCAGAAUGAUUCUCAGCAAGGUCUCAAGUUCUACUUCGAGACACAGAAACUCGCGAUCCCAAUCAUCCAGCCCCAUGAAGUUCUCGUUGAAUUACAAGUCACUGGCUAUGAAGGCGUGGGUCGGAUUUCCGCCGUGGGAUCUUGGUACACAAGUGAGGCAGCUACAGUCGGCCGUCUGGUCGGUAUUGGCUGGAUUCGCGAUGCAUGCGGAACUUGUCGCGUGUGUGAUGGCGAUAUUAAAGACGAGACACGAUGUCUAGAGCAGGUUUUCAGUGGGCGUGAUGUUCCGGGUACCAUGGCCAGGUAUACUGUCGUUCCAGAGAGAUAUAUCACGCCUCUACCCGAUGGAGUCCCUAGCGAGAUGCUAGCACCAAUAAUGUGUGCCGGUGCUACGGCUUAUAAAGCACUUAAGGUGGCGAACCUCCCAAUAGAUGGGCUAUCGACCUAUCGCAAUCGAUGGAGGAGAGCGGCGAAGACUUCUUUGCAUGGACGCAGGAGCAGAUGUCCAUUGGACUUUGAGAAGGAGGACAACCUGAGGAGCGCCGUGCUUCUGAAAACGGAGGGCAAGCUUUGUUCUGCGAUCAUCGUGUGCGCUGGAGCUACAGCAGCCUAUGAAAAGGCCUUGGAUUGUCUAGACUACCACGGAACCCUAGUCGCAGUAGGCAUCCCACCGCCUACCUCAAAGAUAUCGCUUCAUCCUCUCCCUUUGAUCGACUAUGGAAUUCGGAUCGUUGGGAGCAUCACGGGCGAUCGUGUGGAUAUUACAGAGGCCGCAGAAUUUGUUCGCAAAGGCUUGGUAAAACCAAGAGUUACAGGAAUUGGCCUUCACGAACUAGAGAGCUAUGCUGGGCGCGUGAAUGAACUGGACGGGAAACUUGUGGUGCGGCUGGGUGCCAAGGUUGGUAAACCGCAAAUUCUGGCGGUCGACAUCAUUCGGCCCCUUCGUUUGAAUAUGGCACUUCAGAAUGUGCCCACCAUUCGCCACAUUCUAUUGGAUGCAGCAGUUCUUGGAAAUAAAUUAUCCUAUUCACCAAAGACCGAGCCUCUUUCUGACGAGGACCUGGACAGAAUAGCAAAGCAGCUCAACCUAGGCCGAUGGAACUUUUAUGGAGCUCUUUAUGGACCUGAGCGGAUUCGCACGGCUCUUUGGGAAACAGUCAAAGAGGCCUUCUCGGUCAUCCCUGGUGUCAAGUUUUACUUUCCGGAAGACACACCCGAGAACUCGAUUCUUCGUAUCCGUCACAAAACCAUGCAAGGUAUUCCAACCUACGACGAGCUCAAAUGGAUUGACUGGAUCCCCAAUGGCGCCCAUCUGUUCUUCUCUCCUAUUGCAAAGGUAGCCGGGGAAGAUGCAAUGUUGCAAUGCGGGAUCACCAAGAAAAGAUGCCAAGAGGCUGGCCUAGACUUCAUCGGGACAUUUACGGUCGGCAUGAGAGAGAUGCACCAUAUUGUGUGCAUUGUGUUCAACAAAAAGGACCUGGAGCAAAAGAAAAAAGUUCAGUGGCUCGUCAGGACGCUUAUUGAUGACUGUGCAGCCAACGGAUGGGGCGAGUAUCGAUCGCAUCUGGAUGUCAUGGACCAAAUUAUGGGAGCAUACAACUGGAACAACAGCAGUUUCUUGAAAUUUAACGAGGUGAUCAAAAACGCAAUCGAUCCUAAUGGCAUUAUUGCCCCUGGAAAAUCGGGCGUUUGGCCCACCACAUACAGUCAAGUGACAUGGAAACUGUGA
This is a messenger RNA of Penicillium expansum, 1764 nucleotides long. RefSeq names its product Alcohol dehydrogenase superfamily, zinc-type. Gene Ontology annotation, molecular function: flavin adenine dinucleotide binding; catalytic activity. The transcript is spliced from 7 exons. The coding region runs from base 1 to 1764 and encodes 587 amino acids. The record is from RefSeq and is a predicted model, not a curated record. NCBI's taxonomy places the organism in Eukaryota, Fungi, Ascomycota, Eurotiomycetes, Eurotiales, Aspergillaceae.